Molecule: messenger RNA, 840 nt
Organism: Ostreobium quekettii
Lineage: Eukaryota; Viridiplantae; Chlorophyta; Ulvophyceae; Bryopsidales; Ostreobiaceae
Source: the annotation of a GenBank genome assembly
AUGCGCUUUCCGGUCGGGAUGCCCCGGGCCGCACCAAUGGGCGUCCAGGGGCGACAGAUCUGCUGGGCCGCAUCGCCCUGCCGCUGCCGGCGCCGCUCGCUCCUGCCCAGGUCGCCCGGAUGGAUUGGCAUCCGCCCCGGGAGCGCGCGCGGGGCGGGCAGCGAGAACCCCGACGCCAUCAAGAGCAUGACCAAGGAGGAGGCCCUGGCGGUGCUGGGGUUGGGAUCCUACACCAAUUUCGAGGACGUGGUGCGGGCCAAGAACCGCCAGCUGUCCGGGAGUGGGGUGGACGAACAGAAGCAGCAAGAGGUCGAGGCAGCCUACGACUUGCUGUUAAUGAUGAGCAUGAGGAAGAGGGUGACUCAGGGCGAGGCAGUCCCGACCAGCGUACGAUUUGCUGACGUCCCACAGCAGCCUAACCCUGCCGAAAAGGCACAAGAAUUCCUUCGCCAACUGCCUGCGGGUGGCGUCAGUAUACAGGCUCCCACGCAAAGCGGACUGGUCAACAACGCGCUGGUUUUUGUGCCUUUGGUGACCUGGGCAUUUCUACAGGGGCUGAUAUUGCCUGAAGACUUCCCAGGUGACAUUGUCCCUGGCAUUCCUAUUGCGAUUGGAGCGAUCUGGACGCUCUACUCCUUCAGGGAAUACAGAAUCAUGAAGAUGGGCAAGGCAUUUGGCUACACCUGUGCCAGCCUUUUGUUUGGCGCUGUGAUCGGCGGCUUGCUCGAAUCUUUGGUCAGGGUGGAUUUGCAUCCUUUGGGGGCCUUUCAUUCGCCCACCACGUUCGUUGGCGAGUUCGCACUGUUGAGUUUGUGGGCUUCUGCAACGUUGCUUGCUUGA